Eurytemora carolleeae is the source of this 1526-nucleotide messenger RNA. Its product is annotated as probable alpha-ketoglutarate-dependent hypophosphite dioxygenase. The transcript is spliced from 10 exons. The coding region runs from base 198 to 1055 and encodes 285 amino acids. Lineage: Eukaryota; Metazoa; Arthropoda; Copepoda; Calanoida; Temoridae. The record is from RefSeq and is a predicted model, not a curated record.
GGUAAUGCAGAAUAUGAUAAGAAUUGGCGAAUGUAAAAGCAGUUCAAUGAAAACCUAAUAUCCUUAAUAGGAAAAGGGCCCAAACCGACAAAAAUCUAUUAUUUAACAUUGUGCCUUAAAACAAACAAGAAAAACUUCUUCUUAUUGAUCGUAAAUUAAAUUGUACACUGCAACCCACAGACACAUCAUUUCAGAAAAUGAGAAGUGUGGAUUUAAAAAGGCUGACUAAGGAAGAGCUGGAUAAGUAUGAUGAAGAUGGAUUUAUCUGUGUAUCUGGAAUAUUUACAGAUCAAGAACUCGAAGAAAUCCGCCAAGAAUAUGAUCAAUUGUUCCAAAGGAAGAAGAUGGAGAAUGGAAGGUUAGAGGCAAGAUGGGCCGGAGAUUGGGAGAAGAAAGAUGAAAAAGAGAAAGACGAGACGGAGAAAAAUAUUGUGGAGAUCGAAAAUGAAAAAAAGAAAUCUGUUCUUUCAAUUCAUAAUCUACAGCAGCACAGUGCAGUGUUUACCAGACUUAUUCUUCAUAAAGGAUUACUGGAUGUUAUGGAAGAUAUUGUUGGGGAUGGGCUUGUUCUUCAUCAUACUAAAGCACAUCUUAAACCUGGAAAACAAGGAGCAGCUUUUCCCUCCCAUCAGGACUAUCAUUACUUCCCUUACAGGGACCAUAGUAUGAUCGCUGCAUUUGUGCAUCUCGAGGAUACAACUGCUGAAAACGGUGGAUUAGGUGUAUUUCCCGGCUCACAGAGAAAAGGUGCUCAGGAGAAUGUUUCAACCAACCCUGGAGUUUACUAUCUAAACCAGGAAGAAUGGAAUAUAGGAUUGGCAAAAGAAGUGAAGGCAAAAGCUGGAGAUGUAGUAAUAUUUUCAUACCUCUUGGUGCAUGCUAGCUAUCCUAACAUCUCAGAUAUACCACGUAGAAUGUUCCUACUCCAGGUUGCUGGUUCGAAUGAUGUUCCUGUCUCCAACCAACAUGUAUCCCCUGGUUCUGGACUUAUGCUUAGAGGUCGGAGCUACAUCACUCCAGCAGAUUUGGAUAUGAGACAUCUGGACCAAAACUAGACCUAGUUGGACCUUGGACCAUAACUAGAUAGAUUAGACCUUGGUCCACAACUAGAUAAGGUUGGACCUUGAUCCAAAACUACAUAAAGUUGAACCUUGGUCCACAACUAGAUAAAGUUGGACCUUGGUCCAAAACUAGAUAAAGUAGAACCUUAGUCCAAAACUAGAUAAAGUUGGACCUUCGUCCAAAACUAGAUAAAGUAGAACCUUGGUUCACAACUAGAUAAAGUUGGACCUUCGUCCAAAACUAGAUAAAGUAGAACCUUGGUCCAAAACUAGAUAAAGUUGGACCUUGGUCCAAAACUAGAUAUAGUAGAACCUUAGUCCACAACUAGAUAAAAUUGGACCUUAGUUCACAGCUAGAUAAAAUUAGACCUUGGACCAAAUCUCCUGUUUGGUGUUUUUUCAAUAUUUUUUGGAAAUUUUUUUUUUUAACCUUUUCUUCUCUCCAAACCAGAAGUUCAGAAAAGC